AUGGUUUUAGCCGACCUCGGCAAGCAGAUUUCCGGAGCCCUCCGGAAGCUCGGGAAGGCCACUGUUAUAGACGAGGCUGUUCUGGAUGAGUGUUUAAAAGAAAUCUCCACUGCUCUCUUGCAAGCUGAUGUCAAUGUACGGUACGUGGCGGAGCUUCGGAAAAAUAUCAAGCGGACGGUUGAUUUGGAGGAACUCGCGGCACCUGGGUCGAAUAAACAACGGGUCAUUCAGAAGGCUGUUGUUAAUCAGCUCGUUGAGAUGUUGAGUCCAGACAAGGAGCCCUAUAAGCCGACGAAGGGGCAGCCAAAUGUGAUUAUGUUUGUUGGUCUGCAAGGCAGUGGGAAGACAACUAGUUGCACAAAGUAUGCACACUACUACCAGCGGAAGGGUUGGCGUGUGGCCUUGGUGUGUGCUGAUACCUUUCGGGCGGGCGCUUUCGAUCAGCUCAAACAGAAUGCUACUAAAGUGAAGAUACCAUUUUACGGCUCUUACGUAGAGUCAGAUCCUGUUAAGAUAGCUAAGGAAGGUGUGGACUUGUUUAAGAAGGACAAGUACGAUAUCAUUAUAGUGGACACUAGUGGGCGGCAUCGUCAGGAAGCUGCACUGUUCGACGAAAUGACGCAAGUCGCUCACGCUGUGAAUCCUAACGAUAUAGUUUUCGUGAUGGACUCGCAUAUAGGCCAGGCAUGCUUCGAGCAAGCUAAGGCUUUCAAGGAUACCGUGUCAGUUGGCAGUGUGGUCGUCACGAAGUUGGACGGUCACGCCAAGGGAGGUGGAGCGCUGUCGGCUGUAGCAGCCACUGACUCUCCUAUCAUCUUCAUCGGUACUGGUGAACACUUUGACGAAUUCGAGCCGUUUGACGCUCAAUCGUUCGUACAGAGGCUUCUGGGCUUGGGUGACAUCAAAGGGCUUAUGAGUACGAUCGGCGAAGCGAUGCCCUUGGAAAAACAAGGAGAUAUGAUGGCUCGAAUGCAGUCGGGACAAUUCUCUUUGCGAGAUCUGAGGGAGCAGUUUGGAACGGUGAUGCGGAUGGGUCCGUUGUCAAAGGUCAUGUCUAUGAUACCGGGCAUGCAGAGCUCGAUGCUGCCGCCAGGGGCUGAGCAGGAGGGCGUGAAGAAAAUGAAGGCCUAUCUCACUAUGAUGGACUCAAUGACUGACAAAGAGCUUGAUGGCGAGCAAGACUUCUGUGGUAGUAAUAGCCGGAUUGUGCGUGUGGCUAAGGGCUCGGGCCAUGCAGUGCGAGAGGUCGAGAUGCUUGUGGAGGAGUAUCGGAAGUACUCUAAGAUGGUGUCGAAGAUGGGCAAGAUGAAGCUCGGCGAUCCGAGGACGAUGCAGCAAAUGAUGCGGAACCCGAACCAGAUGAUGCAAAAUAUGGGGAAAAUGAUAGAUCCCAAGAUGUUGAAGCAGAUGGGUGGCCAGGGAGGGCUGAUGAACAUGAUGAAGGGCCUUGGGGGCGCUGGAGGAGGUGGCGGUAUGCAAGGCAUGAUGGAGCAAAUGGGUGGUAUGGAAGGAAUGCAGGACAUGAUGCGUAACAUGGGCAUGGACCCUUCUAAGAUGGCUAGCAUGAUGAAAGGCAAAGGUAAAUAG
Molecule: messenger RNA, 1587 nt
Organism: Perkinsus marinus ATCC 50983
Lineage: Eukaryota; Perkinsozoa; Perkinsida; Perkinsidae
Product: signal recognition particle 54 kDa protein 2
Exons: 14
Coding region: 1-1587 (528 amino acids)
Biological process (GO): SRP-dependent cotranslational protein targeting to membrane; SRP-dependent cotranslational protein targeting to membrane, translocation
Cellular component (GO): cytosol; signal recognition particle, endoplasmic reticulum targeting
Molecular function (GO): GTP binding; GTPase activity; ATP hydrolysis activity
Source: RefSeq, a predicted model, not a curated record